CAUCAACUGUUCUCCAGCCAGGAUGACGACGAUGCUGCUGUUGACGACGGUGGUGGCUGCUGCACUGUUGCUGCCAUCUGUUGCUGACGGGAUCUGUCUGCCCUUCGUGGAACUUGAAACUAAUACAACGUACAGCUACCAGUCCCUCCAUGACCUGGGUGUUGAUUUGGCUCCUGGCGCUACAUCAUUCAAGUUCAAGGUCCGCGCGUCAAACGAUGUCCACGUGGCCCUGCUACAGGAUGAUGGAGUAACCAGUCAGAACAUAUACGAGGUGGUGAUUGGCGCAUCGAGCAACACUCUAUCACAGAUCAGAUCACGCAGAGGGCACAACGUCCAAGCGUCAGCUCACCACACUCCGUUGAGUGCAUCCCUGAUCCGUGAUUUCUGGAUAUCUUGGGCGAAUGGCGUAAUCUCUGUUGGAUCGGGGGUGGAGGUCGGAGUUGGGAGGUUCAUGACGUGGACGGAUCCCUCCCCUCACGCCGUCAGGUACAUUGCUGUGUCUACUGGAUGGGGGUCACCAGGACUGUGGCAGUUUGCCCCGACUUCGGAUGUCUCACUUGCAACAAACACAGUUUACCGAUACCAGUCCCUUCAUGAUCUGGGUGUGGAUCUGACGCCUGGAGCCACGUCAUUCACGUUCAAGGUCCGCGCGUCAAACGAUGCUCACGUGGCCCUGCAACGGUAUGUAGAGUAACCAGUCAGAACAUAUACGAGGUUGCGAUUGGC
Molecule: messenger RNA, 726 nt
Organism: Haliotis rufescens (red abalone)
Lineage: Eukaryota; Metazoa; Mollusca; Gastropoda; Lepetellida; Haliotidae
Product: C3 and PZP-like alpha-2-macroglobulin domain-containing protein 8
Exons: 6
Coding region: 23-694 (223 amino acids)
Source: RefSeq, a predicted model, not a curated record